This is a messenger RNA of Entelurus aequoreus (snake pipefish), 2658 nucleotides long. RefSeq names its product myosin binding protein Ha (gene mybpha). The record is from RefSeq and is a predicted model, not a curated record. NCBI's taxonomy places the organism in Eukaryota, Metazoa, Chordata, Actinopteri, Syngnathiformes, Syngnathidae. Gene Ontology annotation, molecular function: protein binding. The coding region runs from base 121 to 1515 and encodes 464 amino acids. The transcript has 11 exons.
CCAAGUGGGGAAGUGGGUGGAGUUGUUCCCCAGCCCACCAAACUCCAUCAUGUCCCCUUAUAAAUCACCAGCGAGCCUCCGGUCUCCUUUCAUCCGGAGGACUGGCUGCCCCUCAACAACAUGCCAGGCAAGCCCGCACCCAUUAAGAAGUCCCCCGCCAAGAUGGCAGCAGAAAAGGCAGCUGAGCCCGAGGCCGCUGCGGUGGAAGCUCCGUCCGCAGAAGCACCUGCUGAGACCACAGCCGCUGCCGAGCGCGGAGCAGCACCGCCCGCCACCUCUGUUGAGGACAGCCCGGAAGGAAGUGCUCGAGCUGCUGAACCACCUGCUGAAUGCGAGGCUGCGCCCACCGCCACAGAUGCUGCUGCUGCUGACGCUGCUCCAGCAGAAAGUGCUCCAGUUGAGGAGCCACCCAGAGUCCCAACACCUCCACCUCCUGCAGUUCCCACUAGUGCUCCACUGGAAGUGUCUGUAGAAGAUGUUAAUGACUCGAGCCUCACCAUCAAGUGGAAGACGCCGGAGGCCAUUGGACACUCUGACUUGGAUGGAUACACCAUUGAGUAUUGCAAGGAUGGAACAACAGACUGGUUAGUGGCAAACGAGGAGUUGACCCCAGCCAACCGCUACUGCAUCAAAGACCUGACUGCAGGUGAUAUGCUACUGGUGCGUGUGGUGGCUGUAAACCUCAGCGGCCGCAGUGAACCUGGCGUGCUCACCCAGGCUGUACCAGUCCGCGAAGUUGUCGCCCGCCCAAAGAUCAAAAUCCCUCGCAAUCUUCGCACCUGUUUUGUGAAACAAGUUGGAGAACAAAUAAAUCUGGUCAUCCCAUUCCUCGGAAAGCCCAAACCUGUUGUGUCCUGGCUGAAGGACGGUCAGCCUUUGGAUCCAAAGAGGGUAAACUUUAGGAAUAGUGACAAGGACAGCAUCCUAUUUAUCCGUGGUGCUCAGAGGGAGGACUCAGGCGUUUAUGAGAUGACUGUUAAGGUAGACAGCUUUGAAGACACCGCCACCAUCACCCUUCAGAUUGUUGAGUUGCCUUGUCCCCCUGCUGGUGUCAAGCUGGUGGACUGCUGGGGCUUCAACGCUGCACUGGAAUGGACAGCUCCGAAGGACAAUGGCAACACAGAGAUCACUGGGUACAUUGUCCAGAAGGCUGACAUGAAAACUGGGGACUGGUUUACCGUGCUGGAACACUACCACAGGCUAACAGCAACCAUCUCUGACCUCAUCAUGGGCAACUCGUAUUCCUUCAGAGUGUUUUCUGUCAACAAAGUGGGUGUCAGUGAAAAGAGCGCUAUAACCAAGGAUGUAGCUACGAUACAGAAGACAGGCAUUAACUACAAGCCACCAGAGUACCAGGAGCAUGAUUUUAGCGAGGCGCCCAAAUUCACCACGCAGCUCAAUGACAGGGCUGCUACAGUAGGAUACACCACCAAGCUGCUGUGCUCUGUUCGUGGUUGUCCUAAGUUGUUUGCUUGUUGGUGGCUACUGGUGAAGAUACUGCAUGACAGGCUUUAGUUACAACAACUCAACACUUGAAGACUAACUGAAGUGUUGUUUUGGAGCCUUCGGUGCUCAAACCUGCUGUUAAAGGUGGAGUAGAUGACAGAGAUGUUUGAAAAAGUGCUGUGGUUAAAUGAGCCUUCCUUCAUGAGAGGUGGGUCUGUCAAUGUGGGGCCAGCACUGAAAAGACUGUAAUCCUGAAUAUUUGACCUGCAGGGGAUCCAACGGCCCUGUUUGUGCCCCAGGAAGUAUUUAGCUGACAUGGUUUCGCUCAUCUCCUUGAAGAGAAGAGUUAGAUAUGGGAGGGAUAUUUUGAGAAGGGGUUCAUGCCUCUAGAGGAGUUCUACUGUAAGCUAAUUUCAUAUAUCUUACAACUAAGAAUCUAAAAAAGUGACUAAAUGUGUUUCCAUCAUUUAAGAGGCAUACAAGGGAAGAUGCAGUACCUUAACAGAUAACCUUCUAUUGAUCAUACUUACUAGAUCUGAUUAAUCUAAGUCAAACGAGCAUUACCUAAUGAAGCCUGCUCCAAUGAGAAGCGAAACGUCUUCUAAGAUAAACUGAACAGUCGAGUUGCCAUCGAUUAAAUGCCCAAAGAAUACAAUUACCUAGAUGAAUGAGAACAUCUAUAGACUUAAAUUCAGCAACAUUGGCAAACUGCUGCUACUUCUUCAUUAACACCAUUACGUCAAUUCCCUAAUGUCUCUAAAAUAAUGUGGUUAUGAAUAGACACCAAGAGCUAAAUGUGGCAAACAAUUCUGAAAAGCAUGAGCAGUGCUGUAAUUCAAUCAGCAGGGCCUCUUUUGCAUGAAGCCUAAUCAUAAGUUUCCUAUAGGAAAUGCACACUAAAAUCCAGAGUGGUACAUUCUUAGUGCUAUAACACUUUUAAAUUACUUUCCCUUUACUAGACAUUGACCUCAGCAAAGACUGAUGGGGCUCCUUGGGAGACAGGUUGAUGUUGGACCACAAGGAUAACAUCCUGACAGAGAAUUCAUAAAUGCACACUAAUCCCCUGGAUUUUCUUUCUCAGCCAAAGAUCGAGUGGCUUAAGAAUCAGAUGGUCAUUGGUGACGACCCCAAGUUUCGUCAAAUUUCCAACCAAGGCAUUUGCUCUCUGGAAAUCCGCAAGCCUUGCUGCUUUGAUGGAGGAGUUUACACAUG